Rana temporaria (common frog) is the source of this 1417-nucleotide messenger RNA. RefSeq names its product transmembrane emp24 domain-containing protein 10-like. Bases 109 to 729 code for a protein of 206 amino acids. NCBI's taxonomy places the organism in Eukaryota, Metazoa, Chordata, Amphibia, Anura, Ranidae. Gene Ontology annotation, biological process: intracellular protein transport; endoplasmic reticulum to Golgi vesicle-mediated transport; Golgi organization. The record is from RefSeq and is a predicted model, not a curated record. The transcript is spliced from 5 exons. Gene Ontology annotation, cellular component: Golgi apparatus; COPII-coated ER to Golgi transport vesicle; endoplasmic reticulum-Golgi intermediate compartment.
UCCGGAAGCGAGGCGUGGAACGCAGAUGGUACACGACAUCGGAAAUCAGCCUUCAGUCUUGUCUCUUAGCAACCCGCCAGCCCUACCUGCUGCUGCCGCUCCGUAGACAUGAUGAGCCUUCUGCAGCUCCUGCUUCCCUGCCUUGUCUUAGUCGGAGCCGGGGCCAUCUCCUUCCAUCUGCCCGGUGACAGCAAGAAAUGCCUGAAAGAGGAGAUCCACAAAGAUGUGCUGGUGACCGGAGAGUAUGAGGUGUCCGAGCAACCGGGGAUCGUCACACACCUCAAGGUUACAGAUUCCAUAGGUCAUAUUCUGUAUUCCAAAGAAGAUGCAAAGAAGGGGAAGUUUGCCUUUACCACAGAAGAUUAUGAAGUAUAUGAAGUUUGCUUUGAGAGCACUAGUUCUACCGGUUCUGUGACAACGCCUGAUCAGCUAAUCGCGCUCGAUAUCAAACAUGGCGUAGAAGCUAAGAAUUAUGAGGGUCUGGCCAAGGCAGAGAAACUGAAGCCCCUGGAGGUUUUAUUAAGACGUCUAGAGGACCUGUCACAGUCUAUCAUUAAAGAUUUUUCAUACAUGAAAAAGCGGGAAGAAGAAAUGAGUGACACAAAUGAAUCCACCAGCCAGCGUGUCCUUUACUUCACUACGUUUUCUAUGUUUUGCCUUGUCGCUCUUGCCACUUGGCAAGUGUUCUACCUCAGGAAAUUCUUCAAAUCCAAGAAACUCAUAGAGUAAUGUGUGGACUUGGAUGAAAGACUUAUGACGUGCCAAGUAACUAAGAAAGACCAAGUGGAUGUGCAGUUUACAAUUAGUUUCCGCAUUGUGGCACAUUUGUGUAAAUUGAUAAUGGUGAGGGAUAUAUAUGAGUAGGUGCACAAGUAGCUGUAAAUCUAAUUCUUGUAUUUGGUACAAAUUGAAACCUAAAAGCAGCAUUCUGGUUGCUGUGAUUUACAGCUACCUGCACAGUCUCACAAAUGUCCUUCACGAUACACUACAAUGUAUUGAGCUGGGUAUAAUGAGAGAUUUUUGAUAAUGGAUUAUGAUGUUCAAUAGAGAUUAUGUAUACCAUUUUGAGAUUUUGUAACAGACCCGUAAAUCCAAAGAGGAGGUGUGAACUAUUUUAGUGGAAGAAACAAUGGAAAGUCUGAAGCCAAAAUAUUUUUUAUUACCUCUGUACUUGAUUAAACUCUCCUGUGGAAUAUAUUUUUGAUACUACUAAGUAUUCUGCCCUGGUAGGCUUAUUUUAAUAAACCAAAGCCAAGAACUGCAGUGAUAUACAAAGUCCGGUAACCUAUCACAGCCAGCCAGGUUUUUAAAGACAGAUUGCUGAAAGUUGUAUUUUAAAUUGAUCACUGUUCGUUAUUACACUUUGCAUGUUGCUCUUUGCCUGAUUAAAUCCAAUAAUCUGUUACAUUUCCUUCAA